CGACGAAUUUGUUUUUAUAUACGAUUAAAUCGCGCUGAUAACGGUACUUAUUAUCGUCAGUAGCGGGGCAACCAUACGCCGGCCGGCCGCUUAUUACUAUUUACAACUUACGAUCAUCGCGAAAAUGUUAAAAUUACUCAAAGGAAUUCGUCGAAUUGGCGUCCAAUAUCGGCAAUAUAGCAAUGCGACUAUAAUAGGAAGUGAGCCGAACAAAAAUGACCCCUAUUACCAAGAAAACAAAGCAAAAAUGGAUGAGCUCGUCGAGGAACUCUGUCAAAAAACAAACGCAGCCGUGAAAGGCGGGCCAGAUGAGGCGAUAAAAAGGCACACGGCGAGAGGAAAAUUGCUUGUACGGGACAGGAUUAACCGGUUAGUGGACGAAGGCAGUGAUGUUUUAGAACUAAGCACGUUGGCAGCCACCGACAUGUAUAAAGGUCAGGUUCCAUGCGCCGGAAUCGUCACCGCUAUCGGCAAAGUUCACGGUCGCGAUUGUAUGAUCGUCGCUAAUGACGCUACGGUAAAAGCGGGAACUUACUUUCCGAUCACUGUGAAGAAGCACUUACGGGCGCAAUCAAUCGCUCAGGAAUGUCGACUUCCGUGCAUUUAUCUUGUCGACUCGGGCGGCGCGCAUUUACCUGAUCAGGCUGACGUUUUCCCGGAUAGAGAGCACUUUGGUAGAAUAUUUUAUAACCAGGCCAAUAUGUCAGCGGAGGGCAUUCCACAAAUUUCCGUAGUUAUGGGAUCGUGCACAGCAGGCGGAGCUUACAUUCCUAGCAUGUCAGAUGAGAGCAUUAUUAUUAAGGAACAAGGAUGUAUUUUCUUAGCUGGACCACCACUAGUCAAAGCAGCCACCGGAGAGACUGUAUCAACGGAAGAUUUAGGCGGCGCUGAUUUACAUUGUAGGCAAUCUGGAGUAACAGAUCAUUAUGCAUUAGACGAUGAACAUUCUUUGCAUUUAGCCAGAAAUGUAGUAGCUAAUUUAAAUUGGAAUAAUGAUCAAAAAGCCAGAAUUUAUCCAACACAGGUCGAUGAACCCGUCCAUAAUAUUGACGAUUUGCACGGCAUUGUAGGCGCAAACAUACAAAGACCUUUUGAUAUCCGAGAAGUUAUUGCCCGCGUAGUUGAUGGAAGCCGUUUCCACGAAUUCAAACAGCUCUAUGGAGAUACCUUAGUUUGUGGAUUUGCGUCUAUUUAUGGGCAUCCCGUUGGUGUAAUAGGAAAUAAUGGUGUAUUGCAAUCGGAAGCAGCAUUGAAGGGUUCACAUUUCAUUCAACUUUGCGCGGCGCGUAAAAUACCUUUAUUGUUCUUGCAAAACAUAACCGGUUUUAUGGUGGGAAGAGAAGCCGAAGCGGGUGGUAUUGCUAAGAAUGGAGCGAAGAUGGUGACCGCUGUGAGCUGUUUCAAGGGGCCCAAAAUUACAGUGAUCGUUGGUGGAAGUUUCGGAGCUGGCAAUUAUGGAAUGUGCGGUCGCGCUUAUUCACCUAGUUUCUUGUAUAUGUGGCCAAAUGCAAGAAUUUCAGUGAUGGGUGGUCCCCAAGCUGCUACAGUCUUAUCCUUGGUAGCUAAAGAAAAAGCUCAACGGGAAGGAAAAGUUUGGACAGAAGAAAAUGAUAAACAAGUGCGUGCUCCGCUUGAAACACAAUUUGAAAAGGAGGGAAAGCCGUAUUACAGUACAGCUAGGUUAUGGGACGACGGUAUACUCGCUCCCAGAGAUACUAGAAAAGUAAUAGGACUCAGUUUAUCAGCAGCAUUGAACGCGCCAUUUAGAGAGAGUAAAUUCGGUGUUUUCAGAAUGUGAUUUGAAAUAAGAGAAACGUUGCGUUAAUAAAUGUGUUGUUAUCUUAUCAGA
Molecule: messenger RNA, 1849 nt
Organism: Colias croceus (clouded yellow)
Lineage: Eukaryota; Metazoa; Arthropoda; Insecta; Lepidoptera; Pieridae
Gene: Mccc2
Product: probable methylcrotonoyl-CoA carboxylase beta chain, mitochondrial
Exons: 1
Coding region: 125-1798 (557 amino acids)
Biological process (GO): L-leucine catabolic process
Cellular component (GO): mitochondrion; methylcrotonoyl-CoA carboxylase complex
Molecular function (GO): methylcrotonoyl-CoA carboxylase activity
Source: RefSeq, a predicted model, not a curated record